Siniperca chuatsi (mandarin fish) is the source of this 2175-nucleotide messenger RNA. It is a transcript of the gene scamp3, whose product is annotated as secretory carrier membrane protein 3. The transcript has 9 exons. Bases 432 to 1460 code for a protein of 342 amino acids. Gene Ontology annotation, cellular component: recycling endosome membrane; trans-Golgi network membrane. The record is from RefSeq and is a predicted model, not a curated record. Gene Ontology annotation, biological process: protein transport. NCBI's taxonomy places the organism in Eukaryota, Metazoa, Chordata, Actinopteri, Centrarchiformes, Sinipercidae.
AGCAACAGUCACAUGACCGAGUCUUCGGCUGGUUACUUCCUCGUACCACGGUUGUUUUUCCUGCGGGAGAAAUUAACGGAUUCGCUUUGCUUCUCCGGUGAUACAACACAGCUGUAAUCCAGAUCCCGACAGUCAGGACUGGAGGAGAAAAACACCGGGGAAUACAACCAUCGACCUGUGCGUAGCGUUAAAUCGUGUUCACCUGUUAGCUACCUAAACUGCGGAGAGAUGAUCAUCGGAGGGGCGGGUAGCUAGUUGACUGGAUAAACGCCCGCCCUUUCGAUUUAGAAAAUAAAACAAACGCAGCAUUUUAUCUGCUAGAAGAAGGCCAGCUGCUGCUUUUGCUCCCCGUGACUAACGCUGACAUUAGCAGCAAGUGGUGGCUACUUGACGUUAGCUAGCUCUCUUUUCCCAAACAACCAGCCAUCGAUAUGUCGAAAUACACAAGCUUUCCAGAUCCGAUGGACGACCACAACCCUUUCCAGGACCCUGCAGUGACUCAACACAGCAGCAACACAGGAUAUGCCACACUGGACCUUUACAACCCAUUUGAUAACACGACCGGGCCUCCACCACCAUAUGAAGCCACCUCUCCCUCCGCUCCAUCUGUGCCUGCACAGACCCCACCCAGCAGGACAACACCCACUGAGCCUCGUAACUAUGGCUCCUAUAACUCCCAGACUGCAGUGAAUGCUACCACAGCAGAGCUCCUGAAGAAGCAGGAGGAGCUGGAGAAGAAAGCCCGGGAGCUGGAGAGGAGAGAGAGGGAGCUGGAGUCACACAGCCUGGGACCUGGAGCCACCCGUCAGAAUAACUGGCCCCCGCUGCCUUCAUUCUGCCCUGUGGGCCCCUGCUUCUACCAGGACAUCAAUGUGGAGAUCACUCAGCGCUUCCAGCGCACCGUCACCAUCAUGUACUACUUCUGGAUGUUCUGCACUUGCACGAUGCUCUUCAACCUCAUCUCCUCCCUGGCCAUGUUCUGCGUGGACCCCUCCGGUGGUGUUGGCCUGGGCCUCGCCAUCCUCUGGGCCCUCCUCUUCACCCCCUGCUCCUUCGUCUGUUGGUACCGACCUGUGUACAAAGCCUUCAGGAAUGACAGCUCCUUCAAUUUCUUUGUCUUCUUCUUCAUUUUCUUCGCCCAAGUAUUGGUCUACGUCAUCAUGACUAUUGGUAUCCCUGGAUGGGGUUUCAGUGGGUGGAUCGUAAGCCUGGCUGCUCUGAAGACCAGUGUUCCCGUUGGUGCGAUCAUGAUGGUGAAUGCCAUCCUCUUUACUGCCCAAGCCGCCAUGGGGGUUGUCAUGCUGAAGAAGGUCCACAGUCUGUACAGGCAGACCGAUGCCAGCUUUCAGAAGGCCCAGGCCGAGUUCGCUACCGGAGUCAUGUCCAAUCAGGCUGUACGCCAGGCCGCCACCACUGCUGCCACCAGCGCUGCCCAGGGGGCCUUCACUGCACCUCGAUAGAGAGGGCCGAGAGGGGUUGGGAGGGUAAGAAGUGGAGGAGGAGGAGGGCCCUUUCAGCUUGAUAGAGGAUCUGUUCAGUAUUUAUUUCCCCACAGGAGAUUAGAAUUUGAUUGGGGGUUGAAACUGAGUCUAUAUAAUUACCCCUAGGCAACUGAACUUCAGGGCACGUGCAUGAGACAGAGGUGGGGUUGUCUAAUUUCUAAAGGUGUACAGGACAAGUUAGCUACAUUGCCAAACCAGGAGUCAACAAACCUGUAGCUGAAGCUGUAUCAAAUUUAGUGCAGUUGUACCAAGUGUCAGUGAAUGCAGGGAAAAAGCUUUUUUUUUUGUAUGAAAAGACAAGAUGUGUGCCAAGCUGGGCAGUUCUAGCCUCGAUAUGUCCCGUUUUUACUUGGAUGUACAUUGUGAUUAUGAGGAAACAUGUUUGAGACAAAGAGUAGGCGCUGAACACUGAAAUGUUGCCAUUCUAACAUUUGAUCCAUAACUGAGUGGCUCGACUUUGGCCAACACUAUUAAUAACAAGUUGUUUUGUUAUUAUUUUCAAAUGAGAAUGCCUAUUUACCUUAUUGCCAAAACCUCUCAUACUGUAAAGAUUAUGAACAUGUGUUGUUUGGGUUACAAUAUAUCUGUCACUGUUCUGUUGGUGUUGCUUGUGGUUCUUAUGACUAUUACAGGUCACUGUCUUGGUUUUAAUAAAAAUAUAUUGUCAUGCUUA